CUAUUGACAUGGCUGGUCUGUUGACGGGACAGCACAGUUGUGAGAGUACACUCACUUGUACCACUCCCAGCCCAUCUGGCAGCAUUGAUUCAGAAAAGUCCGAGGCACGGCAGAUAGGAGGUUAUCAUGCUGAAGACGGAGACAAAGCCAACGCGUCGGGAAGCGUCCCGCAGCAGGUACCUCUAGACUUCCGUGGAAGGAGAAACACGCGAUCUAUUGGAGCGAGGAGAAGGAGACGUUAUGACAGCGAGUCUGAAGAUGAGAAUUCUCGAGCUAAAAGAAUGGCUACAAAUAGUCGAGAACGAUGGAGGCAGCAGAACGUCAACGAGGCAUUUCAAGAGCUGAGGAAGAUGGUUCCCACUUACCCACCAGACAAGAAACUUUCCAAACACGAGAUCUUGCGAAUGGCAACCAGGUACAUUGCUUUUCUGCAGCAACUACUCAAUGAUCAGCUUCAAGAACAGAAUCGCAAGGCAGCAGCAUACGGUCAGUAUGGGCCAUCACCAGCAACAUUUGCUGGUGGAUACCCACCUGAGUUUGCUGACAUGGUUCCUGGACUGCAGCCUCCUACUCCGCUACCAUCUCCAUACCAGCCGCCACCCAUGCCUUCCGUUAUGCCGUCUGUUCCUAGCCCUCACACAGGUUACGCAGACACCAACAUUCAAUCCUUUUCGACAACGCCCCAGCCCUCUGACAAGCAACUUUUAUCACCGUUACCAAACAGAGCUCCUGCUCCUCUUCACCAGCCAUCCAUUUCGUCUCAGUCAGCUCUCCUGCCUAGCCAGGGACCUGCAGAACACAGAUCAGUUCACAGAACAGCGUCCAACCUACAAUCAGGCAUGUCACCAAGAUCAUCCGGCAUUUUGACUCUAAGCCACCACCAGCCUUCCGCUGCAACGCCUAGCAGUGAAUCCUCUCUUCCAACUAAUCCCCUUGUGGUGACGUCGCCGUCCUUUUCAUCGAUAACCCACCCACCUCCACCUGCUUUGUCAGUUCACCAGACAGCCUCGACCUGCUCAUUUUCAUUUGGCCAGGAUUUGGCUGUACUCGACAGCAGACCUGGUGAUCAUAUGCCACCUCUACCCCAAACCAUCUCACUAACACCCAACGUGUGUGUUGGGCCCCCUAAGACUUCCACUUCUACUGUCACUUGGAAGCCACAUCAGCCAAACGGAUACUCAGUACUGACUGAUCAUUCUAGACCUUUUGGCAGGGUGUAUGGAUCAUGUAGUGGACCUAUGAUGCAGACAAUAGCCUAGAAUAUGACAUGUUGUGCAAUGCACCACACCAAGACUUUAGCUCUGGCAGCUUGCACAUGAAGACUGACCUUUGAAGAAACUCUGAUGAUAGCUGGCUUGUAAUACAAGGUCAUUAUAGGUACAUAUUUAAUUGUUCUCUUCAGUACUAUGUCAAGACUUGCUGUACAGUCUUUUUGGUAAGAAAAUAAAUUUAAUUCAGUCAUUAAAGUUCUUCAUGUUCAACUACAUGCGUCCGUACCGCUCUGAAUUGCGUGCAGAACAUGGA
Corticium candelabrum is the source of this 1524-nucleotide messenger RNA. RefSeq lists its product as uncharacterized. The transcript has 2 exons. The record is from RefSeq and is a predicted model, not a curated record. Gene Ontology annotation, biological process: regulation of transcription by RNA polymerase II. NCBI's taxonomy places the organism in Eukaryota, Metazoa, Porifera, Homoscleromorpha, Homosclerophorida, Plakinidae. Gene Ontology annotation, molecular function: RNA polymerase II cis-regulatory region sequence-specific DNA binding; DNA-binding transcription factor activity, RNA polymerase II-specific; protein dimerization activity. The coding region runs from base 9 to 1259 and encodes 416 amino acids.